Colletotrichum lupini is the source of this 108-nucleotide messenger RNA. RefSeq lists its product as uncharacterized. The transcript is spliced from 2 exons. NCBI's taxonomy places the organism in Eukaryota, Fungi, Ascomycota, Sordariomycetes, Glomerellales, Glomerellaceae. The coding region runs from base 1 to 108 and encodes 35 amino acids. The record is from RefSeq and is a predicted model, not a curated record.
AUGAAGCACAAUGCGGAGUGUAAUUGGACUUCAGGGGGGAACAAGGCCAAUUACAAGGGACAUCGCCAACGACUUCAAAGCUUUCAUUAUCAAUGGGCUGUCACGUAA